This is a messenger RNA of Jaculus jaculus (lesser Egyptian jerboa), 597 nucleotides long. RefSeq names its product protein FAM207A-like. Gene Ontology annotation, cellular component: nucleolus; 90S preribosome; preribosome, small subunit precursor. Bases 1 to 597 code for a protein of 198 amino acids. NCBI's taxonomy places the organism in Eukaryota, Metazoa, Chordata, Mammalia, Rodentia, Dipodidae. The record is from RefSeq and is a predicted model, not a curated record. Gene Ontology annotation, biological process: maturation of SSU-rRNA from tricistronic rRNA transcript (SSU-rRNA, 5.8S rRNA, LSU-rRNA). The transcript is spliced from 2 exons.
AUGGAGUGCCCAAGGUGGAGGCCGCCGCCUCCAGCCCCAUCCCAGGAGCCGGCCUCAGCAGGUGGAGCACAGGGAAAGGACUGGGCAUUCGUCCACACUGACAUCUUUGCCAGGACGCAGAUAGACCCCAACGCCUUGGUGCAGAGGCUGGAGCUGGACCAGAGGAGUGUGGCAUCACUCAAGAGAGGUGCAGAACCAAAGGUCAUCUUACCCGAGAAAGAGAAAUUGAGGCUACAGCGUGAGCAGUGGUUACAGAAAAUUGAAGCCAUUAAGCUGGCUGAGCAGAAGCUCAGGGAAGAGCAGAAGCACAGGGCCACAGUGGUGGUGGGGGACCUGCACCUUCUGAGGGAUGUCCUGCCUGAGUUGCAGGAGCUGGAGGCUGGGAGCCAGUGGCAGACCAGGGGCAAGGUAGCCAGGAAGCCAAGGCCAGUGGAGCUCAAUCGGAUGAGCACAGCCCAGAAACAGCAGCUCCUUGAGGAAGAAAGGACUCGGUUUUGGGAGCUGCUGGCCAGCCCAGCCUACAGGGCCAGUCCCCUGCUUGCUAUUGAGCAGCAGCUGGCCCAGCAGAUGCAAAUGGAAGGUGGUGGACAGCUCUGA